AUGGUCAAGUUCGCUUCCGUCGCUUUCCUCGCCUUCGCCGCUCUCGCCUCGGCCGCUCCCAUCACCCCCUCCCCCUCCGUCAAGGUCGAUCCCGUCACCCCCUCCCCUUCCGUCAAGAUCGAUUCCGCCACCGCCGACUCUGACAAUAUCUUCGCCACCGACGUCAAGUACACCGGCAAGGCCACCUGGUUCACGGAUUCCUAUGGCUCCUGCAACAUCGAGUGGAACGGCGACUCCGAGCCCACCGUCGCCUUGAACGCCCAUCAGAUGGGUGCCGUCUCCUGGGGCAACCCCGCUUGCAACAAGCGCGUCCUCAUCGUCAACCAGGCGAACGGCAAGUCUGUCGAGGCCCGCAUCGUCGAUAAGUGCCCCGGUGACGAGUGCGCCUGGGGCUCGCUCGAUCUCUCCCCUGCCGCCUUCAAGCAGCUCGGUAGCUUGGACACCGGUAUCCUGCCCAUCGAAUGGCACUAUAUCUAA
This is a messenger RNA of Gamsiella multidivaricata, 477 nucleotides long. Its product is annotated as RlpA-like double-psi beta-barrel-protein domain-containing protein-containing protein. The coding region runs from base 1 to 477 and encodes 158 amino acids. NCBI's taxonomy places the organism in Eukaryota, Fungi, Mortierellomycota, Mortierellomycetes, Mortierellales, Mortierellaceae. The transcript has a single exon. The record is from RefSeq and is a predicted model, not a curated record.